Messenger RNA from Aspergillus oryzae RIB40, 1545 nucleotides. RefSeq names its product putative MFS transporter. The coding region runs from base 1 to 1545 and encodes 514 amino acids. Gene Ontology annotation, cellular component: membrane. The transcript is spliced from 3 exons. NCBI's taxonomy places the organism in Eukaryota, Fungi, Ascomycota, Eurotiomycetes, Eurotiales, Aspergillaceae. Gene Ontology annotation, biological process: transmembrane transport. The record is from RefSeq and is a predicted model, not a curated record. Gene Ontology annotation, molecular function: transmembrane transporter activity.
AUGGCGUCGAAAAGCGUUUCUCCAUCCGACUUGGAGCGACAUGAUACAUUCAAGUCCGCUGGACGGAAUGCUUCACUAGAUGACAAUGACACUAACAAGUUGGGUGCCUAUGCAUCUGCUCCAGGUGUAGUCGAAGAUGUAGUCAGAGUGGUUGACCACAAAGCUGAACGAGCUUUGUGCCGACGAUUUGAUCUGCGAUUGCUUCCUAUAUUGGCCGUUAUGUAUCUGUUCAAUGCUUUGGAUAAAGGAAAUUUAGGAAAUGCGGAAACUGAUGGGAUGAGCGAUGAUCUCAACUUCAAACCUAACCAAUACAACCUCCUCCUGUCCAUAUUCUUUGUUCCAUAUGUCAUUUUUGCGCCGCCGUUCGCGAUGUUGGGCAAACGAUUUAGCCCUGCCAGAGUGCUACCUAUUCUCAUGUUUAGCUUUGGUUCUUUCACCCUCCUAUCGUCUGCGACCAAGAAUUUUGGUGGGAUGUUCGCACUCCGAUGGUUCCUAGGAAUGUCAGAAGCGGCAUUUUUCCCGCUGGUGAUCUACUAUCUGACGACCUUUUACCGUCGCGGUGAGCUCGCCAGACGACUAGCCAUCUUCUACGCGGCGUCCAAUAUCGCCAAUGCCUUCUCCGGCCUGAUCGCAUUCGGCGUAUUCCAAAUUAAACACUCCAGCAUUCCUAACUGGCGCUAUCUAUUCAUCAUCGAGGGCGGAGUAACUGUCCUCUUCUCCAUAUUCGCAUUCUGGUACCUCCCCCGCAGCGCCGCGGAAGCAAAGUUCCUCUCAGACGAAGAGAAAGCCCUCGCCUUGCAUCGUAUCCAAGUCGAUUCGAGUGCGGUAGUGAACGAAGAAUUUCGUUUCCGCGAAGCCCUCGGCAUCUUUAAGCACCCUAGCACUUACGUAUGGCUCUGCAUUGAAAUCUGUCUGGGAGUCCCCAUCCAAGGUGUCGCCCUUUUCUUACCCCAGAUUGUCCAGCGACUUGGCUACAGCACCGUCAAGACGAACCUAUACACAGUCGCUCCAAACGUCACCGGUGCAGUCAUGCUGCUGAUCCUGGCAUUCUGCUCCGAUGCAGUCCGUCUCCGUUCGCCUUUCAUCGUACUCGGAUUUCUCCUCACAUUCGCCGGUUUCAUGAUCUAUGCUUCCAUCGAUGACGUGCAAGCUCAGAUCCGCGUCGCGUAUUUCGCAACUUUCAUGAUGACCUGGGGAACUUCCGCCCCGUCCGUGUUGCUGAGUACAUGGUAUAACAACAACAUCGCGCACGAAGGCCGUCGUGUGCUACUUACCAGUAUCGGUGUGCCACUGGCCAAUCUGAUGGGUUUGGUGAGCAGCAAUGUCUUCCGCAGUCAGGAUAAGCCCAAGUACAUACCGGCAUUGAUCACAGUCGGGGCGUUUGGGGCCACUGGGGCCGCAUUGGCAGGGUGCUUGGGGAUUUACAUGUGGCUUGAUAAUAAGAGGCGCGAUCGCAGGGAUGGAGUGACGGUUAGAGCGCAGGAUGUGCCUACCGAGCGGUUGAGAGAUGGUCCUGCUAGUCCUGAGUUCCGGUGGUUUCUUUGA